Molecule: messenger RNA, 1641 nt
Organism: Magnusiomyces paraingens
Lineage: Eukaryota; Fungi; Ascomycota; Dipodascomycetes; Dipodascales; Dipodascaceae
Exons: 1
Coding region: 1-1641 (546 amino acids)
Source: RefSeq, a predicted model, not a curated record
AUGUCAGACCCCCCCAACAACACCCAAACCACGUUUAGUGGCGGCGACCCUCCUGCCGACAAUAAUUAUACCGACAAUAAUAAUGAACAGACUAAUAUUAAUGAUAUGCAAAAAAUUAUUGCUGUUGAACUGAAGGAGAAAGAAAGUUCUCAUUCCAGAGGACCUCAUUCUCAUGAAGCUCAUCACAUCAAACCCUCGACAAAAAUCCAAAAAAAUAAUGAAAAACCAGACUCCCAUAAAAAAAUUGAAACUAUCCACAAAAAGCUUGAAUCGAAUGAUAAGCAUAAUGCUUCUUCAAACCACGAAACCCCCGUUGAAACCCCUAUUGUGAAUGUUGGUCCAACCUUGAACCCUACCUUUGACUCUUCACCAGAUGGUGGUGAUGUGGAAAUUGACGCAACACCAUCACGUGACAUGGAUGUUCUCAUGCCGGAUGCAAAUCCAUUUGGUGAUAAUUCUGAAGCCUGGGAAUACAUCUUAAAACUUAAGGAUGUAUUUCUGGUUGAAUUGUCUAUUGUUAAAGAAGACUUGAGUAUUACAAUUGAAGAUUGGGAAAUAAAAUUUCAAAAUCUUGAACUUAAAAACAAUGAGUUAGCUAAACAACUCAUUGCUUUGACCGAAAAGCUUAAAGCUUCAGAAGGACAAGUGAAUUCUCUUCGCUCAGAACUUGAUGUUUUGAGAAACAAUCAGGUUCACACAGAAGUUAAACAUGUAAUGUUUGAAAAACUUAAAAAGGAAGUUAAGGAUAAUAAGGAUCAUUGCGAUAAAGUGAAACAUAAAGCUGAUGAAAUAGCUAAGAUGACUCUUCAAGAUUUGUCUCAAGAAAAAGCAAGAAACAAAAGAAUUAUCGACACUGAAAUCAAGGAAUUCAAAGAAAUGACCAACAAUCUUGAGAAAAGAGUUGAUAAUAUGGAAUACAAAGUUGGAACUAUUUCAACUAAGGCUGAUUUAACUACCAAAGAACUUAGCUACGCAAAAAAGGAAAUCAAGAGUGCGGUAAGAAAAGUCGACACUUUGCCUUUUGCUUUGACCCCUAAAACUCCAAAUGGAGCAACUCCAAAGUUGAAAGACAUUAUGAAGGCUCAAAAACAACACCGUGAAACUAAAGUUGAUGAAGACAAACCCACUUUUAGAGUGUGCAUAAGAAUUCCAGAUACCAUGAAAAGAGUUAAUAUCCCUGCGAUUGGAAAGAAAAUUGAUGCGGUUGCACAAAAGCCGGUGGCUCAGGAAAUAGGCUAUACUGUCAAAGGGCAUUUAUAUGUUCAACUUAAUGACAAAGAUUUUGCUGAUAAAGCUGCAGAAUGGAUCCCCAAAGUUGACCCUACUUAUUCAGUGCUUGACACAGAUUCUUGGUACAAGGCUGUACUUCAGGAAAUACCUAAUACGGCAUCGAUUGAAGACUUGAAAGAAACUCUCUACAAUUUUAAUGAUUACCAUAUUGUUUUGAAUACCGAACCCAAAAUCAUUAGCAGAAACCAAUUUACCCAAACAGCAUUGGUUUCAUUCAGAAAUGCCCAAGACUAUGCAAAGUGUGCUGAUAAUCUUAUUAUCCAGUACACAAAAGUUAAAGUUAGACCUUUUAUUAGCAGAAAAAAACUCCUGAAGAACUCCAAGCUAUGCGUAAUAAGAUACGAUUAUUGA